Molecule: messenger RNA, 1995 nt
Organism: Daphnia carinata
Lineage: Eukaryota; Metazoa; Arthropoda; Branchiopoda; Diplostraca; Daphniidae
Product: probable 4-coumarate--CoA ligase 3
Exons: 10
Coding region: 62-1852 (596 amino acids)
Molecular function (GO): CoA-ligase activity
Source: RefSeq, a predicted model, not a curated record
UUUAGCGCAAUUGUGUGAUCCGAAUCCAACUAACAAGAACAAGAAGAUUUUAUUCUACGAGAUGUCAUUGCAUCUGAGAUCCACUGUGAGAAGAGCUCUGUUGCUGGCUAACAAGGCAGGUAAUGGGCCGAUUGCUAUUAGCGGACAGAGAGCUGCUUUUGGCAAUGCUUCGGCUUUGGGAAGCGCGGCUGCAUCGCCUAAUUUGAAACCGACAAUUCAAACGAGUCUGUACGACAACAACAUUGUCACUUCGCCUUACACAGAUUGCGAGUUUCACGACAUGACGCUGACGCAAAAGUUCUUUGAAAGCGCCGUUCGUUGGCCGGACAAAAUCGCAUUGGAAUGUGGCAUUUCUGGUCGUCGAUACACUUUCAACACAAUGAGCCAAGCUGUCCGCCGCUUUGGUAGUGCUUUAACGCGUAUGGGACACACUAAAGGUGAAGUUAUGGGUUUAGUCUCUCCCAACGUUCCCGAAUUUUCGAUCGCCGUGUUUGGAGCCGCUGGUGUCGGGAUGCCCGUCGCCCUCGUCAAUCCGACCUACACUGCAGAUGAAAUUGCUCGACAGAUGAUACUUGUUGAAGCGACGUGUUUAUUCGGAGUGUCCGAGAUGGCGGAAACAUUGAAAGCCGUAGCUCAACUGUGUCCUACCAUCCGGCGAAUUAUUUUGUUGGGCCCAAGUCAGGACGGAUGUGUUUCUUAUCAAAAUAUGAUGCAAGAUUCUGGUGAUCUUUUUAACGACAACAUUGAUAUCGAUAUCGAUAACGACAUCUUCAUUCUACCUCAUUCUAGCGGCACUUCUGGAUUGCCAAAGAAUGUGAUGCUAACUCAUUCGUCUGUCGGUAAAAACAUUCAGCAAUGCUUGCAUCCCGAAGGCACCAACACCCGACCUGCCACAGCUACCCAUCAGGAAACGUACAUCGGCUUGUUACCGUUCUUUCAUUCCUAUGGCAUGGUUGGAUUAGUGUUGACCGCUGUUGAAGGCGGUGCAAAGUUGGUGACGCUUCCGCGGUUCGAUGUACCCAGUUUCCUGAAAGCUAUUGAUGAUCAUCAGCCGACAUACUUGCAUUUGGUGCCACCGUUGGUUUCUCUUUUGGCUAACCUUCCGCAGCUGAAAGAACAAUCCUACAGCCGAGUUCACACCGUUUUCUCUGGAGCGGCUCCACUCGGAGCUCCGUUAGCCAUGAAACUUCUCGAAAGAUUCAAACACCCCGUAUCCUUCCAAGAAGCAUACGGACUGACUGAGAUUUCACCAGCAGUCAUGGUGGGACCACUGGGUAAUAAGAAACUGGGUUCUUGUGGUUCACUUCUAUUCGGAACUCAGGCCAAGAUCGUUGACCUGGAAACCGGCCAAAGAACAUUAGGACCUUACGAGGAUGGUGAGCUCUACGUGCAUGGGCCACAGGUCAUGAAAGGAUACUUCAAAAAUCAGCAAGCCACCGACGAAAUGAUUGACGCCGAUGGAUGGGUACGCACAGGUGACAUCGGUCAUUACGACGAAGACGGUCAUUUCUUCAUCGUCGAUCGCCUAAAGGAAUUGAUCAAAGUCAAAGGGUUCCAGGUUGCCCCGGCCGAGUUAGAAGAAAUCCUUACCACCCAUCCGGCCAUCAAGGAAGCAGCCGUGAUUGGAAUCCCGGAUGAAAGAGCUGGAGAACUGCCUCGUGCAUACGUCGUCAAGAAACCUGGAAUGGAAUCUGUCAGUGAUGCCGAUAUCGACACAUUCGUCAACGCCAAAGUGUCAGCCCACAAACAAUUCAAAGGAGGUAUCCAGUUCUGCAAUUCUAUUCCGAGGAACACGAUGGGCAAAAUCCUGCGCAAAGAAUUGCGAGUUCAAUAUGCCAACAGUUCCAAGUAAGACGCUUUCAUUUACGCUUGCAAAUUGUACACACUAAUUAUAUCUCUACACCAUUACCUGUUAACGCAUAUUUCGCGCAUUGAGCGGCACUUGUCUGCUAAUAUUCACGUGAAAUCAAAAAUGUUUUUAUUAAAAUGCAACAA